AUGGAGCACGGGGUCACCGGCCCCGAACACGUCAAACCCUCCAAUAGCUUUUUCGGGAAGCUGGCGAAGUCCACGUGCGGCCCUCUGAAAGCCAUCGAGGUCCGCAGCCACCUGUGCGACACUCCUAACUCAUCCCCGAGGUGCACGGCCCACAUCACACUGAGUGUCUAUGGGCGUCUCCGUUCCGUGUCUCGUGGACGUUAUGCGAGGGUUUGGAUCCCUGACCCAGAGGAGGUCUGGAAGUCAGCAGAACUUCUGAAAGAUUAUAAACCUGGAGAUAAAGUUCUUCAGCUUCGACUUGAAGAGGGCAAGGACCUAGAAUAUUGCCUCGAUCCGAAGACCAAGGAACUUCCCCCCUUGCGAAACCCUGACAUCCUCGUUGGUGAAAAUGACCUCACUGCGCUCAGUUAUCUCCACGAACCUGCUGUUCUACACAACCUCAAAGUUCGAUUUAUAGACUCUAAACUCAUUUAUACCUAUUGUGGUAUCGUCUUAGUGGCCAUCAAUCCUUAUGAACAACUGCCUAUCUAUGGCGAAGAUAUCAUCAAUGCGUACAGUGGCCAAAAUAUGGGGGAUAUGGAUCCACAUAUCUUUGCAGUGGCAGAAGAAGCAUAUAAGCAGAUGGCCAGAGAUGAGCGAAAUCAAUCAAUCAUUGUAAGUGGAGAAUCUGGGGCAGGAAAGACGGUUUCUGCCAAGUAUGCCAUGAGGUACUUUGCUACGGUCAGUGGAUCUGCCAGUGAAGCCAACGUUGAGGAGAAAGUCUUGGCUUCAAACCCCAUAAUGGAGUCUAUUGGAAAUGCCAAAACAACGAGGAAUGACAACAGCAGUCGCUUUGGGAAAUACAUUGAAAUUGGUUUUGACAAGAGGUAUCGAAUCAUUGGUGCUAACAUGAGAACUUAUCUCUUGGAGAAAUCAAGAGUGGUGUUUCAGGCAGAAGAGGAGAGAAAUUACCACAUCUUUUACCAACUCUGUGCCUCUGCAGCAUUACCUGAAUUUAAAACUCUACGAUUAGGGAAUGCAAAUUACUUUCAUUAUACAAAGCAAGGUGGAAGCCCUGUGAUUGAUGGCAUUGAUGAUGCUAAGGAAAUGGUAAACACCAGACAAGCCUGCACUUUGCUAGGGAUUAGUGAUUCCUACCAGAUGGGAAUUUUUCGAAUCCUUGCUGGCAUCCUUCACUUGGGCAAUGUGGAGUUUGCAUCUCGGGAUUCUGACAGCUGCGCCAUUCCUCCCAAACAUGAUCCCCUCACCAUCUUCUGUGACCUCAUGGGUGUGGAGUACGAAGAGAUGGCUCACUGGCUUUGCCAUAGGAAGCUUGCAACUGCCACUGAAACCUACAUCAAGCCAAUUUCUAAACUCCAUGCCAUCAAUGCCAGAGAUGCACUUGCCAAACACAUCUAUGCUAAUCUCUUUAACUGGAUUGUAGAUCAUGUGAACAAAGCCCUUCAUUCUACUGUAAAACAACAUUCUUUCAUUGGAGUGUUGGACAUUUAUGGAUUUGAGACAUUUGAAAUCAACAGCUUUGAACAGUUCUGCAUCAACUAUGCCAAUGAAAAACUGCAGCAGCAGUUCAAUAUGCAUGUGUUUAAGCUGGAACAAGAAGAAUACAUGAAAGAACAAAUACCAUGGACCUUGAUUGAUUUCUAUGACAAUCAGCCUUGCAUCAACCUCAUAGAGGCCAAAAUGGGAAUUCUGGAUCUGUUAGAUGAGGAAUGCAAGAUGCCAAAAGGCUCGGAUGACACUUGGGCCCAAAAACUGUACAAUACUCAUUUGAAUAAAUGCUCCCUCUUUGAAAAACCACGCUUAUCAAAUAAGGCUUUUAUCAUCAAGCACUUUGCUGACAAGGUGGAAUAUCAAUGUGAAGGCUUUCUGGAAAAGAAUAAGGACACGGUUUAUGAAGAACAAAUUAAGGUCCUAAAAUCGAGUAAGAAGUUUAAGCUGCUACCAGAGCUAUUCCAGGAUGAGGAGAAGGUCAUCAGUCCCACGUCAGCCACCCCUUCAGGCCGUGUGCCAUUGUCUCGAACUCCUGUGAAGCCAGCCAAGGCCAGGCCAGGACAAACUAGCAAGGAGCAUAAGAAAACUGUGGGACAUCAGUUUCGAAACUCUCUUCAUCUGCUGAUGGAAACCCUGAACGCUACAACUCCACACUACGUGCGCUGUAUUAAGCCCAACGACUUCAAGUUUCCAUUCACAUUUGACGAAAAGCGAGCAGUACAGCAGCUGAGAGCCUGUGGUGUCCUGGAGACCAUCCGAAUCAGUGCAGCUGGUUUCCCCUCCAGGUGGACGUACCAAGAGUUCUUCAGCCGUUACCGUGUUCUGAUGAAGCAGAAAGAUGUCCUUAGUGACCGAAAGCAGACGUGUAAAAAUGUCCUGGAGAAGCUGAUUCUGGACAAGGAUAAGUACCAGUUUGGUAAGACAAAAAUAUUUUUCCGGGCUGGUCAAGUAGCCUAUCUUGAAAAAAUAAGGGCAGAUAAGUUGAGAGCUGCCUGCAUCCGCAUCCAAAAGACAAUCCGAGGCUGGCUGAUGAGAAAGAAGUACAUGCGUAUGAGGAAGGCUGCCAUCACCAUUCAGAGAUAUGUCAGAGGGUACCAAGCACGAUGCUAUGCCAAGUUCCUACGGAGAACACGGGCUGCCAUCAUUAUUCAGAAGUUCCAGCGUAUGUACGUGGUCCGCAAAAGAUACCAGUGCAUGCGAGACACUACUAUUGCUCUUCAGGCACUCUUAAGAGGUUACCUGGUCAGGAACAAGUACCAAAUGAUGCUUCGAGAGCACAAGUCUGUUAUUAUUCAGAAACAUGUAAGAGGUUGGCUGGCUCGCGUGCACUACCGUAGGACCUUGAAGGCAAUUGUUUACUUGCAAUGCUGUUACCGGCGCAUGAUGGCCAAGAGGGAGCUGAAGAAACUGAAGAUAGAGGCUCGCUCUGUGGAACGCUACAAGAAGCUUCACAUUGGCUUGGAGAACAAGAUCAUGCAGCUGCAGCGGAAAAUUGAUGAACAGAACAAAGAGUACAAAUCUCUGCUGGAGAAGAUGAAUAACCUGGAGAUCACCUACAGUACAGAGACAGAGAAGCUUCGGAGUGAUGUGGAGAGGCUUCGGAUGAGUGAGGAGGAGGCUAAGAAUGCAACCAACCGCGUUCUCAGCCUUCAAGAGGAGAUUGCCAAGCUCCGGAAAGAGCUGCAGCAGACUCAGACUGAGAAGAAGACAAUUGAGGAAUGGGCAGACAAAUACAAACAUGAAACCGAGCAGCUGGUGUCGGAACUGAAAGAGCAGAACACAUUACUGAAAACAGAAAAGGAGGAGCUGAACCGCCGCAUCCAUGACCAAGCAAAGGAGAUAACAGAGACGAUGGAGAAGAAGCUAGUGGAGGAAACAAAGCAGCUGGAGCUAGACCUGAACGAUGAGAGGUUACGGUAUCAGAACUUGCUGAAUGAGUUUAGCCGCUUAGAGGAGCGGUAUGAUGAUCUCAAGGAUGAAAUGAACUUAAUGGUGAGCAUCCCCAAGCCUGGACACAAAAGAACGGAUUCAACUCAUAGUAGCAAUGAAUCUGAAUAUACUUUUAGCUCUGAGAUCACGGAAGCAGAAGACUUACCACUGAGGAUGGAGCAGGAACCAAGUGAGAAAAAGGCACCACUGGACAUGUCUCUGUUCCUCAAGCUGCAGAAACGGGUUACAGAGCUGGAGCAAGAAAAGCAAUCCCUGCAGGAUGAACUGGACAGAAAGGAAGAACAGGCUCUUCGUGCUAAAGCUAAGGAGGAGGAAAGGCCUCCAAUAAGAGGUGCAGAGCUGGAGUAUGAGUCGCUCAAGCGUCAAGAGCUAGAAUCUGAGAAUAAAAAGCUAAAGAAUGAGUUGAAUGAGCUGCAGAAGGCCCUCACAGAAACACGGUCUCCAGAGGUAACUGCUCCUGGUGCUCCAGCAUACAGAGUCCUCCUGGAUCAGCUGACUUCAGUAAGCGAGGAACUGGAAGUACGCAAGGAAGAAGUGCUUAUCCUGAGGUCUCAGCUGGUUAGCCAGAAAGAGGCUAUCCAACCCAAGAAUACCAUGACAGAUUCUACAAUCCUCUUGGAGGAUGUGCAGAAGAUGAAAGACAAGGGGGAAAUAGCACAGGCGUAUAUUGGACUGAAGGAAACAAACAGGCAAUCUCCGCAGGACUAUCAUAUGCUGAAUGAGGACGGAGAACUUUGGCUGGUUUAUGAAGGGUUAAAACAAGCCAACAGGCUGCUGGAGUCUCAGCUUCAGUCGCAGAAGAAGAGCCACGAGAAUGAGCUGGAGUCACUGCGAGGUGAGAUCCAAAGUCUGAAGGAAGAAAACAAUCGCCAGCAGCAGCUCUUGGCACAGAAUCUGCAGCUGCCCCCAGAGGCUCGCAUCGAAGCCAGUCUGCAGCAUGAGAUCACCCGGCUGACAAACGAGAACUUGUUUUAUGAGGAGUUGUAUGCAGAUGAUCCCAAGAAGUAUCAAUCGUACCGGAUUUCCCUUUACAAACGGAUGAUUGAUUUAAUGGAACAACUUGAAAAGCAAGACAAAACUGUUCGCAAGUUAAAGAAGCAAUUGAAAGUAUUUGCUAAGAAGAUUGGUGAACUUGAAGUGGGUCAGAUGGAGAACAUAUCACCUGGACAGAUCAUUGAUGAACCUAUUCGUCCAGUUAACAUUCCACGGAAGGAAAAGGACUUCCAGGGGAUGUUAGAAUACAAGAAGGAGGAUGAACAAAAACUAGUCAAGAAUCUUAUAUUAGAGCUGAAGCCGCGUGGGGUAGCAGUCAACCUGAUUCCAGGGCUACCAGCAUAUAUUUUGUUCAUGUGUGUACGCCAUGCAGAUUACCUUAAUGAUGACCAGAAAGUGCGUUCAUUGUUGACUUCCACUAUCAAUGGCAUCAAAAAAGUGCUGAAGAAAAGAGGUGAUGAUUUUGAAACGGUGUCUUUCUGGCUGUCUAACACCUGCCGGUUUUUGCACUGUUUGAAGCAGUAUAGUGGAGAAGAGGGGUUUAUGAAGCAUAAUACACCUCGUCAGAAUGAGCACUGCCUCACUAAUUUUGACUUAGCUGAAUACAGACAAGUCCUGAGUGACUUGGCUAUUCAGAUCUACCAACAGCUGGUCCGUGUGUUGGAAAACAUCCUGCAACCAAUGAUUGUUUCUGGAAUGCUGGAGCAUGAGACUAUCCAAGGUGUCUCAGGGGUGAAACCAACAGGGCUGCGGAAGAGGACAUCCAGCAUUGCUGAUGAAGGAACCUACACCUUGGACUCCAUUAUUCGACAGCUGAACUCCUUCCAUUCAGUGAUGUGUCAGCAUGGAAUGGAUCCAGAGCUGAUCAAACAGGUUGUCAAGCAGAUGUUCUACAUCAUCGGGGCUGUAACACUUAAUAAUCUUCUCCUGCGCAAGGACAUGUGUUCAUGGAGCAAAGGAAUGCAGAUAAGAUACAAUGUGAGUCAGCUUGAAGAAUGGCUACGUGAUAAAAAUUUGAUGAACAGUGGGGCUAAAGAAACACUGGAGCCCCUCAUACAGGCUGCACAGUUGUUGCAAGUGAAGAAGAAAACAGAUGAAGAUGCAGAAGCCAUUUGUUCAAUGUGCAAUGCACUGACUACUGCCCAAAUUGUGAAAGUACUGAAUUUGUAUACUCCAGUUAAUGAGUUUGAAGAGAGAGUCUUGGUAUCAUUUAUACGUACAAUACAGCUGCGUCUGCGGGACAGGAAGGACUCUCCUCAAUUGCUCAUGGAUGCUAAACACAUCUUUCCUGUUACUUUUCCAUUUAAUCCAUCCUCCCUGGCAUUAGAAACCAUCCAGAUCCCGGCCAGUUUGGGGCUGGGCUUCAUAUCACGUGUCUGAUCCCAAGGAUGUUCUGUCAGUGUUAGAUGGAGGAUCGUUUGCCUGAUAUCAUUACCCAUUAAAACAUAGCCACUGAAAACACAUUUUUGAACAAACAGUCUCUACAUGCUCAGAUUGGUUGUAAAAGUAGCUGGGAAACUACACAACAGCACCACAGAUUGAAGGCUGAUAGGAAGAUGUGCAUUUGCACUCAGUCGUUGCACUUACAAGGACAUUACUGAUUCAUGUGUUUCCAGAAAUGGAAAUUGGGUUUGGACAAAAAUUGUGUCUUCAGCUGUUUAGAGACGUUUUUAGAUCUUUAGUAACAUAUUUAAAUAGUGUAAAUUAAACUCCAUGUAUAACCUUCUCAUAGGCAGGGACCAAUGGGGACAGUCCCGGUCCCCACACGGAAGACUUAAAAGUAAGGCAUUUUGUAGUAGAAUACACAGUUACUUGGGAGCCUGUUACUUUUAAUUUGUAAAAACUGGAAUGGAGAAGCAAAAACUUGCAAUAUAUAAAAUAAUUUCUUAAACCACUUCCUUAUUUAUGUCAGUUUGACAUAAAUUCUAGCGAUAAGUCUUAUAGCUUACUGUAUGCUAUAACAUAGGUGUUCAUUUGUUAGUACUGUGGUUUACCAAGCAUAUGAAAUUACUGCUGCAGGUUGUGUUCUUUUAAAUGUAUGACAGUAUCAUGCUAGGCACUAAAAAUAAGAUACUUCAUUUUUGGUUGUCAGCCUUAUUUACAGUCCAGUGCAGUCUGUUAUUCUAACUGGAUUUUUGCAAAUGUUAUCAAAUAUCACCUGUAAAGGAAAAUGGUAACUAAGCACAAGUAGCACACUGGAAAUUACAUGUUUAGGUUUUUUUGUUUGUUUUUUAAGCAGUUAUCUAAGAAUACAGAAUCUUGAAGCAGAUUAUCAGAAAUGAGUCUUGAUUUUUGUGUUUAUUUAGAUUUUGUAGUGCGUCCAAUGUUUUCCUUUGUUUGUAGACCCCAGGUGACAGCGUGUAUUUUCAGUAUAACGUAUUUUGUUGCCACAUUUAAAAAAAAAAAAAAAAACACCUUAAAAAUAUGAGUAUAUAGUUUCCUUCAUAUUUCUAUUUGAGAGGAAAACCAAACAGAAAAUUUCUGCAGUAGUGCAGGACUCCUUCUUUGAAAGGUUGGCCAACAAAAGCGCAAAGUUUUGACUAUGAUGCUGUCAUUGACUGCCAUUGGUGCUGACUUAAUGGCGGGGGAUCCGGAGUGCGUAAUGAGAAACGGAGUGACUUUGUUUAUUGCACAUCCAGUCAGAAGGAUUUUCUGUCUCACGCUCCUUGAACGUGUGGCAGAAUUCACAUUUCACAAUUUGCAGCGCAUGGGCAGAGGCCCUCUGUAAAGUUCCAAUCCUGAACUUUACAACGUGUCCUUUGUGGUGUAUGGCUCAAAAAAAAGAAAAAAAAAAAAAGACACCCACAUUACUCCGUUGCAUUGUGCAAUAUUUUUUAUGUAUUAUAAAAAUUAGCAACUUAAAAGUACUGAGAAAUAAUGUAGAGGUACACUAUUAGUCUGUUUGGUACUGACGUGUUUGCCUGCAAACUCACAGAAAAAAGAUUGCUUCCAAGCAGACAGAAACUUUUCAGCUGUGUUUGACUUCAGAGGCAGACAUACUGCUGAUACGGUUGCUAAAAUGGGUAAUAAAGGCAGCCUGAACUUUGGCAGUAUCAUUUUAAGAUGCUCACGUUGUCUUAUUUUCAGAUGUGUAAAACCCAUGCUGUGUUUGAUGGAGCACGCCGACCUUGGCAAGAACUAUUUCAUUGCACAGAUAUUCUGAAUGGUCUUUGCUGAUGAUUUAGGUUGUCCUUCUGUGCACAGUAUACCAAACACUUUUUUUGUUUGUUUGUUUGUUUAAAUAUUACUUGAUUUCUGAAACUACAGCUAAUGCUGAGUGGCUCCAAAUGAGAUCUAAUGUACUAACGGUGGGGUAGAGUGGUUUUCAGGCUUUUAGGGUACUGUACUUGAGAGAAUGUAAUGGGAAGGCCUUCACACCCAAGGCUAGGGAAGACAAUAUGUCAGAACAUGCUGACCUACAUGAUUUUCUCCUCAUUGGAAGACAGGGAGAUUGGCGUUACAGUAUGCUCAUACUGUCUAUCAGGAAAUGUAUCCACUACGUAAGCGUUGGUGUAUUAAAAUGUAUGCCUACCUGUAUUUUUGUUUAUUUUUAAAGUUUGUUUACCUGUAAAAAGCCUUAUUGUAUCUGUUUCCUUAAAAAAGUAGUGGCUAGUAAUUUGUAGAUAUUAUCCUUGAACUCAGUGGUUUGACUGGUAUUACUUUUAUAUCACGGUAAAAGUAUCUGCUGCUCGACAUGUUGUAAAGGAAACUACUUUUGAGUUGAAAUAGAUGUGUGAUUGGUAAUUCAGCUAAUAUUUUACCUGGCAGUAUUUUACAUGCACUUUUCAGAAGUAAAAUUUUAGUGUCAGUGUAUAAUAUAACUUUCCCCUUAGGACUAAUAUCUCUUCAACCGUUGAAUAGGAUGCAGUUAUUUUAACAACUGUUUUUUGUUUUUUUUUUUCCCUUUGAAUCAUGGUUAUGUUCUUUUCAUGUGGACAUAUCUUUUGUAUUUUAAUUUAUUAUCUAUUGCUAUAAUAGAUUCUAUUGGAUGCUGGAAAAAAUAACUCUCAAAGACCCCUUAGAGUGAUAUACCGUUAUUCUAGAGAUUUUGCACAAUUACCUCAUUCCGUUUGGUGUACCUUUAUUCCAGUGAUGAUUUUGUUCUGGUGCUUAGCACACAGUCUUCUAUCCCAAGUGUGAAAAAUCAUUUCUCAGACUUCAGUCUGGGAUGGAACACGAAAGUGCUGAAGUCCAUUAAAUGUGAAUAAUCUAUUCAACUUAGCACGAGAUAAAACAGAGCGGGAUCGGUCUCCGUGCUGAGAAGUGGGUUGCUGAGCAGUUACAUCUGCUCCUAACUCGGAAACACCAGCAUUUGCCAUUGGAAGGUCUCUGUGAUUUGUGAUUGAAACUGCACGCGUUUCAAAAACUGUACAAGUACUAGGAGUAAACACGUUGGGUUUUUUUGAGAUGCCGAGACUUCAUCUGGUAAAUAAAAGCCUCGAAACAUAGAUUUUCACUACAGUCCAUAGAUGAAACCAAAACGUUGUCAGAAUGACCUGAGCUCUGAUCUGUCGUAGUGUCCGAUGUUGUACUUAGUAAAUGUAUGCAUCAUAAAAGCUGUAGCCUAAUAGCUAUCACUGGAAAACGUCCAAAUAAAAAUACAGCUGUAAGAUUGACUCU
Messenger RNA from Numida meleagris (helmeted guineafowl), 9054 nucleotides. RefSeq names its product myosin VA (gene MYO5A). Gene Ontology annotation, cellular component: cytoplasm; myosin complex; actin cytoskeleton. The record is from RefSeq and is a predicted model, not a curated record. The transcript is spliced from 42 exons. The coding region runs from base 1 to 5814 and encodes 1937 amino acids. Gene Ontology annotation, biological process: vesicle transport along actin filament; actin filament organization. Gene Ontology annotation, molecular function: ATP binding; actin filament binding; microfilament motor activity. NCBI's taxonomy places the organism in Eukaryota, Metazoa, Chordata, Aves, Galliformes, Numididae.